CAUCCGCGCGUUGACCCACAAUUUUUUUUUCCUCCGCCUCUCGCGAUCCCCAAAGCCCUCGCCCAAAACCCCCGCCGCUCCCCAUUUCGGCCUCUCCACCCGCCAUGGCCGCAGCCGCCGCCCCCGCGGUGGUCCCCCAGCUCCGCCCCGCCGCAACUGGGGCCGGGUCCCGCGGCCACCGCCGGCCGCCGGCGCCGAAGCUGGGCCUCGCGGCGGGGCCUCGGGCGCGCUCCCUGGCCGUCGCCGUCGCCGCCGCCCCGUCUCCCGCGACCGGCGGGGUGGCGCCGGUGCCACCCCGCUCCAGCCGCUCGGUUAUAAAGCGUCACACCCUAUCAGUUUUUGUUGGUGAUGAAAGUGGGAUGAUCAACCGAAUUGCUGGGGUUUUUGCUAGAAGAGGAUAUAACAUCGAGUCAUUGGCUGUUGGGCUGAACAAGGAUAAAGCAUUGUUUACAAUAGUAGUGUCGGGAACGGACAAAAUAUUGAACCAAGUUGUAGAGCAACUAAACAAACUUGUUAAUGUUAUAAAGGUUGUUGACUUAUCAAAAGAACCACAAGUUGAAAGAGAACUGAUGCUUAUAAAAAUAAAUGCGGAGCGAGAUAAGCUGCCUGAGAUAAUGGGUUUGGUUCGCAUUUUCAAAGCAGAAGUGGUUGAUCUUUUAGAUAAUACACUAACUAUUGAGGUAACUGGAGAUCCAGGAAAGAUGGUUGCAAUACAGAAGACUCUGAGCAAACAUGGGAUCAAAGAGAUUGCUAGAACUGGCAACAUUGCUUUGCGCCGUGAAAAAAUGGGAGAAACUGCUCCAUUUUGGAGGUUCUCUGCAGCUUCUUAUCCUGAUCUUGAAGUGGCAAUACCUUCAACUUCUCGGCUAAGCUCUGGAGUGGAUGCAGUCAAUCAGAUUUCCAAUGAAUCUUCAGGGGGUGAUGUUUAUCCAGUGGAAUCUUAUGAAAACUUCUCAGCAAAUCAAAUUCUUGAUGCUCAUUGGGGUGUUUUGACUGAUGGUGAUCCAACAGGGUUUUGUUCACAUACUUUAUCAAUUCUUGUGAAUGAUUUCCCCGGAGUUCUCAAUGUUGUAACAGGUGUUUUCUCCCGAAGGGGCUACAAUAUUCAGAGUCUUGCUGUUGGCCCAGCUGAAAAAGAAGGAACUUCUCGCAUCACUACUGUUGUUCCUGGAACUGAUGAAUCCAUUACCAAACUAGUACAUCAACUGUACAAGCUCAUUGAUGUUUAUGAGGUCCAGGAUUUUACUCAUUUACCAUUUGCUGCUAGAGAGUUGAUGAUCAUAAAGGUCGCUGCAAAUGCUGCAGCUCGAAGGGAUGUCCUAGAUAUUGCUCAGAUUUUUGAGGCUCAGAAAGUUGACAUAUCAGACCACACAAUUACACUUCAGCUUACCGGAGACAUUGACAAAAUGGUUAGAUUGCAUAACAUGCUAGAGCAAUAUGGCAUCUGUGAGAAACCAGGAUCAUCCAGAUGUUAUUACAUAGACACGCCCUUGGGAAUAUUGAUGACACAUUUUCCCUUGAUGAAAGAUACAAGUUACAAUAAUAAUCUCGCUUUCAUCGAUUUAACUACUCCAAACCCCUUAUUACGGCGACACACUUCAUCGGGAUCUUUAAUUUACACCAUGACCUGCUAGUAUGAAAAGGACCAUGGGUGGCUCAUGACUUUCACCUUGCGAGGAUGAUGAGGAGGAGAACGGGACGGAGGCAGCGCGCAAUAUGAUCGGAAAUAGAAGAGCAGUGUUGGAUCGUAUUCCUUCUUCUCUUUCUUUGUAAAUCGACUAACGAUGCAGUUCAUAGUUUUCGGGGCCUGGUACUCUCUCACCAGUUGGCAGCAGGCAUGAGUCUUGGCUGGGAUUGUACGGACGGGGUUAUCUUUCUUGAGGUAGGGGUUUUUACAUGCUUC
Messenger RNA from Panicum virgatum (switchgrass), 1903 nucleotides. RefSeq names its product acetolactate synthase small subunit 2, chloroplastic-like. The transcript has 13 exons. Lineage: Eukaryota; Viridiplantae; Streptophyta; Magnoliopsida; Poales; Poaceae. Gene Ontology annotation, biological process: L-valine biosynthetic process. Bases 105 to 1634 code for a protein of 509 amino acids. Gene Ontology annotation, molecular function: acetolactate synthase regulator activity; acetolactate synthase activity. The record is from RefSeq and is a predicted model, not a curated record. Gene Ontology annotation, cellular component: cytosol.